This is a messenger RNA of Pecten maximus, 681 nucleotides long. RefSeq names its product tigger transposable element-derived protein 4-like. Gene Ontology annotation, molecular function: DNA binding. The transcript has a single exon. Gene Ontology annotation, cellular component: nucleus. The record is from RefSeq and is a predicted model, not a curated record. Lineage: Eukaryota; Metazoa; Mollusca; Bivalvia; Pectinida; Pectinidae. The coding region runs from base 1 to 681 and encodes 226 amino acids.
AUGGCUACUCCGAAAAAGAGAAAGAUAUUGGAUCUUCAAACGAAACACCAAAUUUUGAUUGAUGUCGACAAAAGAAUUCAAUCCAAAAAAAAAAACAUAGCGGAGGCUUAUGGCAUACCGCAAAACUCGUUGAGUACGUUGUUGAAAAAUCGGGCACAAAUAGAGAAAGCUUUUAAUACUGGAACUUUCAGUCCAAAACGCAAGUAUUUACGGACAGCAAACCACUCAGAUAUUGAGGAAGCACUUUUUAAAUGGUUCCACAAUGUGCGUGAUAAAAAUAUUCCCGUCAAUGGACCAAUACUUUCCGCGAAAGCAGAGGAUCUUGCGAAAGAUCUCGGAUACAGUGACUUCAAAUCCUCGAAUGGUUUCAUUGAGCGUUUCAAAAAAAGAAGGGGUAUUUCAAGCAAAGUGAGUUCUGGGGAAAGUUCCUCCGUUUCCGAGGAAACUGUGGAUGAGUGGAAAAAUAAAGUUGGUGACAUCAUUUCUAAUUACACUCUAGACAAUGUGUUUAAUGCCGACGAAACCGGCCUGUUUUUUAAACUGACGCCUAAUCGAACACUUACAGUAAAAGGUGAAAACUGUCAUGGGGGUAAAAAAAGUAAAGAACGGAUCACGCUUUUGGUUGGAGCUAAUGAUUCGGGAACCGAAAAAUUAAAACUUUUGGUGAUCGGGAAAUUUUAA